Blastocystis hominis is the source of this 2142-nucleotide messenger RNA. RefSeq lists its product as hypothetical. The record is from RefSeq and is a predicted model, not a curated record. Bases 1 to 2142 code for a protein of 713 amino acids. NCBI's taxonomy places the organism in Eukaryota, Bigyra, Opalinata, Blastocystidae. The transcript has a single exon.
AUGAAGGUCCUGGCCGCUGCGCGCGCGAUGCUGGAAGAAGAGAAAGAAAGAAUUCGAAAAGAUAUUUGCGAGAUUGAUCGAAGCGAAUUCGUACAGAAGAAAGAAGAGGAGGAGAAGGUGGAAACAGUGGAAACAGUGGAAACAGUGGAAACAGUGGAAAAGGAGGAGAUGGAGGAAGAAUGGCACUUGUUUGGUGAACCGAGCGAAGUGAAGAAAGGCGAAUGGGGAUCCGAUGAAAACGAAGACGAAGACGAAGAAAAAAUGGCGGCAAAACCCAUCGUAGAGGAAGAACAAGAAAAACCGGUUGUGGAAAUGGAGAAACCCGUCGUAGAGGAGGAGCAGAAACCGAUUGUGGAAGAGAAAGUGGAAAUGGAGAAACCGGUCGCGGAAGAAAAGGAAAAGGAAGAAGAAGAGGAAGAGGAGGAAUGGAUUCUUUACGAAUCGCAGAAAGCCAAACCGGGAGAAUGGGGAUGCGAAGAAGAAGAAAAGGAAGAAAAGGAAGACAAGGAAGAAAAGGAAGAAGAGGAGGAAGAAGAAGAGGAGGAAGAAGAAGAAGAAGAAGACGAUGAAGACGAGGAGGAAGAAGAGGAAGAGGAAACAAUUGUGGAAAAAGAGGAGGAUUGGAUUGUGUAUCAAUCGGAGGAACCGAAGCCUGGCGAAUGGGGAUCCGAAGAGGAAGACGAAGAAGACGAAGAAGACGAAGAAGACGAAGAAGACGAAGAAGAAGAAGAAGAAGAAGAAGAAGAGGAAGAAGAAAAGGAAGAAGACGAGGAGGAAGAGGAAGAGGAAGAGAUCGUGGAAACAGUGGAAACAGUGGAAAAGAAGGAAGAGAAAGAACAAGAGCAACCCAUCGUAGAAGAAAAAACCGAGUUACAAACCGUGGAAACCGUAGAACCAGCAUCCUUGCCCUGCCCUCUCGCCCCCUCGAAUUCCAUCGAAGAAUCUUCCAUCGAAUUCGACGAAUCGGAAGCAGAAUGGCAUCCCUUCCACUUCCCUUCUCCCGCUCCCGCCACUGAAACUCCCUCCACCGAAACGCCCAUCGCCGAAACGCCCGUCGCUGAAACGCCCGUCGCUGAAACGCCCGCCGCUGAAACGCCCGUCGCUGAAACGCCCGUCGCGUUGCCUCCACCCCCACCGCGGAAAUCCAUCGAUUGGGAUUACGUCGAGUCUCUCCUCGCCGAGGCGCGAGCGUGCCUCCUGCCCCAUCCAUCCACCGAGUUAUCAUCGGAAGCAUCCUCGGAAGCAUCUUCGGAGGCACCCUCGGAAGCAUCCGAAUCAUCAUCCGAAUCAUCCGAGCAGCAACUCGUUCUACGCCAAGUCGAAGCGGCCGUGAUGAGCCAAGUCGAUUCGCUGGCGUCCCGACUCAACGAAUCGCUCCAGACGCGCCUAACGACCGAUCUGUCUGCGCAGAUCGACUCUUUAGAGCAGCAAUUGCGAGAUUCCGCCGUGCAGGAAUCGCGCAGACUUUACUCCAUGCUCAAGCAGCAGCGCGAAGACCUGACGACGUCGAUGAACCAGCAGCUGGAGCAGCUGGAAGUCGAUCUGCGCGCGGAGAUCGCCCAGCAAAUCGACGGUGAGAAGAUGGCGGAAAUCCGCUCGAUUUUGGCGCAGUACAACGGCGAAAUCGCGCAGGUCCGCCGGCAGUACGUGGACUACAAAGACGACUUGAUCUACGAGCGCGAGAUGCUGACGAAGGGCCGCGUACUGAGCGCAGAAAUCGCGCAGAACGAAUCGUGGGUGGCUCGGAUUCUGCAAGAAAUGAACCAGGUGCAACGCCGAGUGGACAGCGAAAAAUCGCAGCGAAUCGACGCGCUUCAAGCCUUCCACGCGAAGCUCCAGCACCUCGUGGAGCAGCUGGAGGCGCAGGAGGCGCUGCUGUCGAACAUGCUGAAGACGCAGGAGUACCAGCGCGCGAUUUGGGAGAUGCAGGAGCACAUCAUCGCGAAGGCGUCGAUCAGCGCCGAUCUCGACCGUUUGGUAGAAACGCUUCGACUCCGCUCACGCACAGAAAGAGAAGGCGAACGACGACCCGAUCCUGCUGCACCUGAUCAAGCAGAUUCCGCAGUCGGUGGUGGAGAAACGCGUUCCGGACGUGCUGUACUAUUUCACGAAGUGAGCGUUGGAUGGAGGCGCGAAGCGUAG